This is a messenger RNA of Caenorhabditis remanei, 477 nucleotides long. RefSeq lists its product as uncharacterized. The record is from RefSeq and is a predicted model, not a curated record. The transcript has a single exon. The coding region runs from base 1 to 477 and encodes 158 amino acids. Lineage: Eukaryota; Metazoa; Nematoda; Chromadorea; Rhabditida; Rhabditidae.
AUGAUCGGUAUCACACGAGUAGGUUUCACAAAUGAAAUUGGCACUGAGAGUCAUUGUAGCGAUGUUCUGCCAGCCGGUUCCUUGCCCACUCUGCAUGUUCAUCACCGCAGAUUUGGAAGACGCCUGGAUAGGAUAUCCGGAACUCCAGAUAAAGGGUUGUUGAAGUGGAACCUGUUGGCGUCCAGUUGGCUGAGUCCAUACCCAGGAUCCAGAAGAGACAUAAUUCAAUCCGAUAUGGUAGUGAUAGGGCGGAGAGAAUCCUGUGGUGUUUUGAACAGCAUUGAAAAUGAAGUCAUGUUUGUCUUGGCUGAAUUCGGUGGCAAGGGAGGAAUUUCGGUUAUUGCAACUCAUUUUUGCAGAAAGCCAGUUAGCUUGCAAGCUGACAAGUUGGAUACACACACCAUAUCGAGAGGAAGCGGGAUCAGAGUAGUCGGCUCGGUACUGUAUCCAGCCGUCUGGGCAGAAACAGUUGGCUGA